Gastrolobium bilobum is the source of this 484-nucleotide messenger RNA. RefSeq names its product actin-depolymerizing factor 7-like. Gene Ontology annotation, biological process: actin filament depolymerization. The record is from RefSeq and is a predicted model, not a curated record. Gene Ontology annotation, cellular component: actin cytoskeleton; cytoplasm. Gene Ontology annotation, molecular function: actin filament binding. NCBI's taxonomy places the organism in Eukaryota, Viridiplantae, Streptophyta, Magnoliopsida, Fabales, Fabaceae. The transcript has 3 exons. Bases 71 to 484 code for a protein of 137 amino acids.
UUCUUAAUUCCUCCCCCUCCCUUUCUUUCAUUCGCAUUUCAAAGGGCGCUUCUUCCUCAUAUCUGGCAAAAUGGCAAAUGCAGCGUCCGGAAUGGCUGUGCACGAUGACUGCAAACUGAAGUUCCAGGAGCUUAAAGCAAAGAGGAACUACCGAUUCAUUGUAUUCAAAAUUGAGCAGCAACAAGUUGUGGUCGAGAAAUUAGGGGAACCUACAGAAAGCUAUGACGAUUUUCAGGCCAGUUUGCCAGCUGAUGAGUGUCGUUAUGCCGUCUACGAUUUUGAUUUCAUAACUGACGAGAAUUGCCAGAAAAGCAAGAUCUUCUUCGUUGCAUGGUCACCAGACACAUCAAAGGUGAGGAUGAAGAUGGUGUAUGCAAGUUCCAAGGAUAGAUUCAAGAGGGAACUGGAGGGCAUUCAAGUCGAACUGCAAGCAACUGAUCCAAGUGAGAUGAGCUUGGACAUUGUGAAAGCGCGAGCCCUCUAA